This is a messenger RNA of Sorex araneus (European shrew), 2369 nucleotides long. RefSeq names its product complement factor B (gene CFB). The record is from RefSeq and is a predicted model, not a curated record. Gene Ontology annotation, biological process: complement activation; proteolysis. Lineage: Eukaryota; Metazoa; Chordata; Mammalia; Eulipotyphla; Soricidae. The coding region runs from base 68 to 2344 and encodes 758 amino acids. The transcript has 18 exons. Gene Ontology annotation, molecular function: serine-type endopeptidase activity. Gene Ontology annotation, cellular component: extracellular region.
CACCAGGUGUGGAGCUUGCACAGAGCCAGGCAGGACACACAGCCCCAACUCUUCUCCCGUCGUCGCCAUGGGGCACAGCCUCUGCAGCCCCCUCCUCCUGCUCCCCUUCUUGUGCCUGGGCCUCUUGUCCGCAGGUGUGAAGCCACAGCCUGCUGCUAAGCCCCAAUCCCCCUGUCCUCUGGAGGGAGUGGACAUCAAAGGGGGCUCCUACCGACUUCUCAGGGGGGGCCGGGUGCUGGAAUACGAGUGUCCCUAUGGCUUCUACGCCUACCCUGUGGAGGCCCGCACCUGCAGCAGCACAGGGCUCUGGAGCGCCCUGAAGACUCACGACGAAAAGAUCGUCAAGAGAGCCGAAUGCAGAGCCAUUCGCUGCCCAAGACCACAGGACUUUGAGAAUGGGGAGUACUGGCCCCAGGCCUCCUACUACAACUUGAGUGACCAGCUUCAUUUCCACUGCUACGACGGGUACACUCUGCGGGGCUCUGCCAAUCGUACCUGCCAAGCGAAUGGGCGGUGGGAUGGGCAGACCACCAUCUGCGACAAUGGAGCAUCGUACUGCUCCAACCCGGGCAUCCCGAUUGGCAUGAGGAAGGAGGGCAGCCAGUACCGCCUUGAAGACAGCGUCACCUACUACUGCAGCCGGGGACUCACUCUGCUCGGCUCCCAGCGGCGCACAUGCCUGGAAGGCGGCUCUUGGAGCGGGACGGAGCCUUCCUGCCAAGACUCCUUCAUGUACGACAGACCUGAAGAGGUGGCCGAAGCUUUCCUGUCUUCGCUGACCGAGACCAUUGAAGGAGUGGAAGCUGAGGAUGGGCACAGCCCAGGGGAGCAACAGAAAAGGAAGAUUGUCCUGGACCCCUCGGGCUCUAUGAACAUCUACCUGGUGCUGGAUGGAUCAGACAGUGUCGGGGCUGAUAACUUUACGCGGGCCAAGAAUUGUCUCAAAGCCUUCAUCGAAAAGGUGGCCAGUUAUGGGGUGAAGCCCAGAUACGGUCUCCUGACCUAUGCUACAUACUCUAAUGUCUUGAUCCGAGUGGCGGACGAACAAAGCAGCGAUGCAGACUGGGUGACAAAAACUCUCGAUAAAAUCAACUAUGAAGAUCACAAACUGAAGUCAGGGACGAAUACCAAGAGGGCCCUGCAGGCUGUGUAUAGCAUGAUGACCUGGUACACGGAACACCACCCUAACUGGAACCGCACCCGCCAUGUCAUCAUCCUCAUGACAGACGGCCUACACAACAUGGGUGGGGACCCAGCCCCCAUUAUUCAAGAUAUCCGGAGUCUCCUGGAAAUUGGCAUUAACAACAAAAAAACCAGGGAAGAUUAUCUGGAUGUCUAUGUGUUUGGAGUUGGGCCUCUGGUGAACGAAGAGAACCUUAAUGCUUUAGCUUCGAAGAAGGAUGGAGAAAAACAUUUGUUCAGAGUUAAGGACAUGGAAAAUCUGGAGAAUGUCUUUUACCAAAUCGUUGAUGAAUCCAGGACUCUGGGUCUCUGUGGCAUGGUUUGGGAGCACAAGACGCAGCUCGAGAAGCAACCAUGGCACGCCAAGAUCUCAGUGACUAGUUCAAAGGGACAUGAGCAAUGCAUGGGGGCCGUGGUGUCCGAGUACUUUGUGCUGACGGCAGCACACUGCUUCACGGGGGAGAUCCAGAAACAUCACGUCACAGUCAGCGUGGGAGGAAAGGGGGGCCUGCAGAUAGAAGCAGUUCUGGUUCACCCCAACUAUGACAUCAAUGGGAAAAAAGCACAAGGUAUCCCUGAAUUUUACGACUAUGAUGUAGCCCUGGUCAAGCUUGAGAGGCGGCUCACAUAUGGAGAGACUGUCAGGCCCAUUUGUCUCCCCUGCACAGAAGCAACAAAUCAAGCAUUGAGGCUUCCUCUGACGACCACAUGCCAGCAACAGAAGAAAGAGCUGCUCCCUGUUCAGGAUGUCAAAGCUCUAUUUGUGUCUGAGAACAAGCAGAAGCUGGUUCGAAAGGAGGUCUACAUCAAGCACGGCGAGAAAAGAGAAGAAUGCGAGAGGGGUGCUAAAUUCGCCCCAGGCUAUGAAAAGAUCAAGGACGUCUCUGAAGUGGUCACCCCCAGGUUCCUCUGCACUGGAGGGCUGUCUCCAUUCGCGGACCCCAACACUUGCAGAGGUGAUUCUGGUGGCCCCCUGAUUAUUCACAAGAGGAGUCGCUUCAUUCAAGUUGGUGUGAUCAGCUGGGGAGUAGUGGAUGUCUGCAAAGAGAAGAGGGUGCCGGGGGAGAAAGCUCAACACGCCCGAGACUUUCACCUCAACCUCUUCCAUGUGCUUCCCUGGCUCAAGGAGAAACUCAAAGAUGAGGAUUUGGGCUUUCUCUGAGGGGUUUUCUGUUGGAACAGAAAUU